Molecule: messenger RNA, 1377 nt
Organism: Mangifera indica (mango)
Lineage: Eukaryota; Viridiplantae; Streptophyta; Magnoliopsida; Sapindales; Anacardiaceae
Product: acyl carrier protein 3, mitochondrial
Exons: 2
Coding region: 809-1183 (124 amino acids)
Biological process (GO): fatty acid biosynthetic process
Cellular component (GO): mitochondrion
Molecular function (GO): acyl binding; acyl carrier activity
Source: RefSeq, a predicted model, not a curated record
UUGCUUUAUGUAUUAUUUAUUUUUUAAUCUUUUUUAAAUGUAUUACUUUUCCAAAAAAAAUCUUUGCUUUUCAGAGCUCUGAACAACGAGGAAGAACAUGUACGAGAAUGCAUAUACAACUCGUUUAAAUCAUAAAUUUAGACAAAAUUACUUUCUUUUUUUUCCACAAUAAAGGGUAACAAACAUGGCCCCGUUUGUAUCUGAAACCAUGCUGAGGCUUGACGUGACUUGAGUGACUCCGCUUCCAUCCACCUUAGCGUACCUUCAAGUGAAAUAUGUCUUAGCUGCAAUAAAGCAGACACUUGCCUCGGAGAAAGCCUCGUGGGUCACCAGUCCCUUCUGCCUUACUCUGUUUCCAGUGCUAGGUUUCAGUUCUUUACCAAUUUUUAUUGAAAGUUUUAAAUUUUAUUACGUAUGACAACAAGUAUCUCGUUUGGUGUUUGUAGUUUUAGUUUCUGGGUGUGAACUUGGAAACAUGGGAUUUUAAUCUUUCUUGAUGUUUUGUUCUAAAGUUCGUAGCUUUGGGUGCUUUUAAGCGUGUAAUGCAAAGUUGAGUCACAUGUUCUCUUUCUUUUGCCUUGAAUUUUCCUGGAAAUUUCCUUGAUGGAACCUUGCUCAACUUGCUGUUUCAAUUACUGACAUGUCUGCCAUUUGAAGCUUCCCUUGAUAUGCAUACUUUAGUCUUUCGAGGGUUAGGACUUGGAAGAACUUAUUUUCCUGAAUAUGAGUUUUUGUUGUUGUUUGUCUCAUUCGCUUUGCCAUCUUUAAAAUUGAUAUCUUUUGAAAUUUGGUUUUUGCUCUUCUGAAUAUGCAAAGCUUGAGAGUCACCUUCCUGAAGCUUAAGUAUGUGAGGGUGAGGAGAUACAGUGAGUCUUGGUUAUCUAAUGUCGUGCUAUAUAGACUGAUCCAACAGAUGUGUGCAUCAGCAGCUACCAACCCUGAUCAAAUUUUGGGUAGAGUGAUCGGACUGGUUAAAAAUUUUGACAAAAUUGAUGCUUCCAAGGUUACAGAAACAGCUGAUUUUCAGAAAGAUUUGAACCUGGAUAGUCUAGACAGGGUGGAGCUCGUUAUGGUUUUCGAGGAAGAGAUCUCCAUUGAAAUCCCAGAAGAAAAAGCAGAUAAGCUCACAUUUUGUGCUGAUAUUGCAAAAUACAUGGCUGAGGAAAAACUUCUGAAGUCCUAAGUUGUUUCCAAUUUUAAAUAUAUUCAGGAGAUGCUUCCUCUCUAAUGAUUUGUUUUUGGGAUAUGAUUGUAAAGCUAUUAUUUUGCCACUAUUCAAGAUCUAUAGAUACUUAUCAGCACUCAAAAGCGUGAUAAACAUUAUUAUGAAAUCAUCACUCAGGGCUCGAAAUGAAAUAGAAUAUGAUCAUUUACAUA